ACAGUGGGCUAGAAUAAAUGUUGCACUUUACUUUACUUCUCGACGAGCUUCCUGGCUGUGUGUCUCACGCUGACUUUUUGUUUUGUUUUUGUUUCAUGAACAAACACCAAAUUAAAAGCACUCCAGAUCCCAGCAUGGUCCAGCUACGCUAACAAACAGCUAGCAGGAUUGGCAGUCUGAGGAGUGAACAUUCGUCAUGGCCUACUUGACUGACCCUCACCAGAACGGCUCAGGACAGAGAUGUGUGUCGCUAUGGUGAUCAUCUGCAAGAAGAGGCCGGAGAAGGGUGGCGACAAUGUAACGUCGAAAAGCACACAUUUGGGUCCGUUGCAGGCGCAGACCAUGAGCCAGGGGACCGCCCUCUUCUCUCACGAACUUAUGGAUACAAGGCACUGGUGCGAAGUUGCCCACGGAUGCGCCUCGCCACAAAGUCCAGUCGGCACCAGCCUGGAGAGUCUUUGGGACGCUCUACCACAGGUGCACCGGAGCGCCACCCACUGGAGUUGGGAUGUAGGCUCCACAUCCAGUACUGUCAGUAGCCUCCUGCAAAACCUCAGCCUGACCGAGGCCGCGUCUUCACUCAUGGCUGCGCCGCCAAGCAAGCGUCAGUGCCGGUCCCUCUCCUGCUCCGAUGACCUGCACCGCUCCACCUGGCGACCCCAAGGCUCCAGAGUGUGGACGACAGUAGAAAAAAGGAGGUGCCACAGUGGCGGGAGCGUCCAUCGCAAUGGCAUUGCCCAAACUAGCUUCCCAGUCAUCCAGCGCAGCUCAAGCUUCAGCCUCCCUGCCGCCUUGGCCCAGCCCCUCUACCUCUCUCAUGAACAGAUCCCAGAGCCCCACGUGCCUUCGCCAGUUAGUUCACCAGACUCCACCCCUGAACUGGAGCGCCGAGGAGGACUGGGCGGUCUGGCACGCAGCCGCUCACAACCCUGUGUACUCAAUGACAAAAAGAUUGGCGUCAAACGCAGGAGGCAAGAUGAUGCGCAAAGGCCCUCGCUAGAUCUGGCAAAGAUGACUCAGAAACUUCGGAACUUCCACAGCCUCAGCUGCCCGGGAAUCACAGGUCAGUCUGGACAUGCUGAGGACUCCUCUGCUACUCCUGAUGCUUCAGAUGACGUUCCGCCUGUAACCAAGCAUGAAACGUCUGCCCGCACCAUCCAGGAGGUGGAUUGGAUCUCCACAUACCACAAAGAUAAGGCACCAAUCUGGGCGGGCCUUUGUCGUGCCGAGAAGGACAGCUAUCUGCUCGGAGGCGAGCUGGACAUUGAACAGAUCGAGAGAAAUUGAGACAGACUCGAAAGUCUUACGGACAAACAGAAGUUAUGCACUCAUUCUUGGAGGGAGUAGUCUUAAAAUUUCCCCUCUUGCAGGGGUUCCAAGUGCGUCUCAGGAGACAAAGCAAUCAGGAAGCGUCACAUCUAGAGACGAAAUACUAAUGAAUCUUUUAACGUUGUUUCCGUAACACUUUACCGUAAUACAUUCGGAGAGAAUUCGCAGCAGGCUUGUACAAAUUCUCUGCGGUGGAGGAAGUUGGACAACCCGACAGACGUAAAUGGAUACACGUGAGCUACUUAUUAAAUGAUGCAACACGUGACAAGAAAAACAAGGCUUCUCUUUUGAGAUCAGUGUGUGAUUAUGAUGCUAAUAGCAUUAAUAUUUUGAUUUGUAACGACAAGGUGAUGUACAAACACAAACGUAUUUCUAUAUGAAUAAACAUAGUUUUAAACAUUA
This is a messenger RNA of Corythoichthys intestinalis (scribbled pipefish), 1731 nucleotides long. It is a transcript of the gene fam53b, whose product is annotated as family with sequence similarity 53 member B. Gene Ontology annotation, biological process: positive regulation of canonical Wnt signaling pathway; protein import into nucleus. Gene Ontology annotation, cellular component: nucleus. The coding region runs from base 241 to 1287 and encodes 348 amino acids. Lineage: Eukaryota; Metazoa; Chordata; Actinopteri; Syngnathiformes; Syngnathidae. The transcript is spliced from 5 exons. The record is from RefSeq and is a predicted model, not a curated record.